CAGGAUUCUCUGCUCGAGACAGCUCGAGAUACUCUUCACGCGCCGCAGCUCUCGUUUGUUGUCGGCUGCGUCGUCAUUUUCAUCAUCACCAUCAUCGACAGAAUUAAUAGCUAGGAGUGUAACAACGGCGUCAGCCAGUUGGUCGACCUGGACGGCGACGGUGAUCUAGUUGAAAGAAGGAUAGGCAGCCAGAGGAGCAGCAGCAGCACCCGCUGCGCUAAUGCCGCUAACGUUCAUCAUCGUGGUCCUCGUCUACGCACGUGUACGGCCAGACGCGCUGCGUCUGGCUACAGUCUGGCUGAGUCUGGUUGCGUCAUGCUACCACCUGUAUGUAGAACGUGUGUGCGCACACGCUGCUAGCCUCCGCCGCCGAGAGGUAUUGGUGAGAGACGACCGCGCAGUGGGAAGGAAGAGCGAGGGCAGCGAGAGGUUAGAUUAGGUUAUUACGGAAGAAAGAUAACCACGCGGGGAAACCAUGGCAAGGAGGAACCACCUGGUGGACGGCCCUCCGCGGAAGCGGCGGAAGCUAGAUCUGUUCGAAGGAACAUCGGACUCGACGGACACAGAUGAUGUAGUAUCAAAGAGGCCGUGCAAAGAUUCAGAAUUUCUUAGUGGUUUACAAGAUGAAUCUGGAAAUAAUUUAUUUAAUGAAGAAACUAAAUUUGCUAGAACUGUGGCUGGCAGAGAAGGAACAUCUUUAUUUAAUCGCUUCUUAGAUUUUUUAAUUAAGGGAGAAGGAAGAAAAUAUCUAGAAGUUCUAAAAGGAGAGGGAAUAAAUUUAUCCUAUAUGUCAAGUAUUUUAGCUAGAGCAGGCGCUAGUGCUUCUAAAGCUUUUAAAGAUUUAUAUGACUUAUGGUUUGAUGCAGAGGGAAAUAAAACACAAUAUUUAAAAACUCUAGAAAAACAAGGAAUAAAUCUAUCUAAUAUGUCUAGUAUUUUAAAUAGAGCAGGGGGUAAUGCUCCAAAAGCUUUUAAAAAUCUAUAUGACCUGUGGUUUGAUACAGAAGGAAAUAAAACACAACAUUUAAAAUCUCUAGAUAAAGAAGGAAUAAAUCUAUCUAAUAUGACCAGCAUUUUGAAUGGAGCAAGAGUAAAAGCUCCUACAGCGUUUAAAGACUUACACGACCUGUGGUUUGAUGAACAAGGAAAUAAAACACAAUACUUAAAAACUCUGGAAGAACAAGGAGUAAAUCUGUCUAAUAUGACCAGCAUUUUGAAUGGAGCGGGAGCGAAAGCUCCUACAGCAUUUAAAGACUUAUAUGAUCUAUGGUUUGAUGGACAAGGAAAUAAAACACUGUACUUAAAAACUCUGGAAGAGCAAGGAGUAAAUCUUUCUAACAUGUCUAACAUUUUGCAUGGAGCAGGAGCGAAAGCUCCCAAAGUUUUUACAGAACUAUACAGUUCUUUUUUUGAUGAACACGGAAAUAAAACGCAGUAUUUAAAAACUCUAGAAAAACAAGGGAUAAAUCUACCUAAUAUGUCCAGUAUUUUAAGUAGAACAGGAACUAGUGCUGCAAAAGCUUUUAAAGACUUAUACAAUCUGUGGUUUGAUGAACAAGGAAAUAAAACACAGUACUUAAAAACUCUAGAAAAAGAAAAAGUAGGUCUAAAUACUAUAUCUAGUAUUUUAGGUGGAGCAGGAGUGAAAGCUCCUACAGCGUUUAAAGACUUAUAUGACCUGUGGUUUGAUGGACAAGGAAAUAAAACACAAUAUUUAAAAACUUUAGAAGAACAAGGAAUAAAUCUAUCUAAUAUGUCUAAUAUUUUGCAUGGAGCAAGAAUUAAUGGUGCAAAAGCUUUUAAAGACUUAUACAAUCUGUGGUUUGAUAAACAAGGAAAUAAAACACAAUACUUAAAAAGCCUAGAAGAAGAAGGAAUAAAUCUAUCUAACGUGUCCAGCAUUUUAGGUGGCGCAGGAGCCAAUUCUGCAAAAACUUUUAAAAGCUUAUAUAAUUUUUGGUUUGAUGAACAAGGAAAUAAAACACAAUAUUUAAAAAGCCUAGAAAAAGAAGGAAUAAAUCUAUCUAAUGUGUCUAAUAUCUUGCAUGGAGCAGGGGCUAAAGCUGCAAAAGCUUUUAAAGAACUAUAUAAUGCUUUUUUUGAUGAGCAAGGAAAUAAAACGCAAUAUUUAAAAACUCUAGAAGAAGAAAAAGUGGAUCUAAAUAUUAUAUCUAGUAUUUUAGGUGGAGCAGGAGUGAAUGCUGCAAAAGCUUUUAAAGAACUAUAUAAUGCUUUUUUUGAUGAGCAAGGAAAUAAAACGCAAUAUUUAAAAACUUUAGAAAAAGAAAAAGUAGGUCUAAAUGCUAUAUCUAGUAUUUUAGGUGGAGCAGGAGUGAAUGCUGCAAAGGCUUUUAAAGAACUGUAUAAUGCUUUUUUUGAUGAGCAAGGAAAUAAAACACAGCAUUUAAAUUGUUUUAUUGAGGAAGAAGAUAAAGAAAAAAGUUUUACGGUUCGUAACUUGUCUAGUAUUUUAACUGGAGCAGGAGCAAAAGCUAAAGAUGCUUUUGAAAAAUUGUACGGUGUUUGUUUUAAUGAUAAAGGAAAAAGAACAAAACUUUUAAACGAUUUCUAUAAGGCAGGUUUUAGACCGAGUAAUUUAUCCUGUAUUUUAUGUGGAACAAGGACUCGUGUUGCGUCUGUUUUAAAAGGACUGCAUAGUCUUUGUUUUAAUGACAAAGGAAAAAGGACAAAACUUUUAGAUGAUUUUUUUAAAGCAGGUUUUAGGCCAUGUGAUUUAUGCAGUCUAUUGACUGGAGCAGUAGAUAAUUUAGAAAAACUUUAUGAUUUUUGUUUUGUAGCAGAAACAAAAAGGUAUUUACAUCGCUUCUUACGAGAAGGUUUUAGGCCUAGCAAUUUAUCUCAGAUAUUCCAUGGAGCAAGAGCUAAUAUUUGUCCUGCUUUAAAAGAUUUUCACGAUUGUUGCUUUGAUGAGAAAGGAGAGCGAACACAGCUGUUAAACGAUUUUUAUAAUGCAGGUUUUGUGGCAAGUAAUUUAUCCGAUAUAUUAACCAUGGCAGGAAAUAAUGCCACUUCUAUUUUAAGAAAUUUUCAUGAAUCUUGUUUUAAUAAAGAAAAUUAUUUAAAUCACUUCUUAACUGAAAAAAAACUUUUUAAGCCGAAACAUUUAUCUGAAAUAUUAUAUGGAACAGGUACUAAUGUUUGUCAUAUUUUUGAAAAAUUACAUGAUUUUUGUUUUGAUAAAGCAGGAAACAAAACAAAUCAUUUAAACAGUCUUAUAAAAAAAAACCUAUCAAAUAAUAUAAUUAAUAUACUAUAUAAAAAAGUUAGAAAAGCUCCUUCUACUUUUAUAGAUGAUACAUCACUUCAACAUAAUAUUAGUGGGAUAGAGGAAGAGAAAAUAAGAAAAUAUAAAUAACCUUGCAGUAGUAGACCUACCAAUUCUAAGAAAAUCAAUUCUCACGCUUGCUGGUUUUGAUUGCUGGAAAUUUUUAGUAGCAUAUGUUGUUAAAUUAACAAUAAUUUAUUUGGAAAUAACAGAAAAAUGUAUGAUAGUUUACUACAAACGUAUCUCUUCUUUUAAAUUCUGAUUCUAUUCUGGUUGGAGUAGCCAACAAUCAGACAGAACUGACAAUUAAACUUAUAUCUGCGCAGCAGUGGUUGCUGCCAAUAUACAAUAGUCCAUUAAUAUUCAAGCGUUUGAAUUAAACGAGUCCAAACAACCUGAUGUGAUAAAUAGGGGAAAUAGAUUAGCAAAUCUGCAGCUUCCAGAUGAUCUUUUUGGUCAACCCAGUCACGACGUUGCUAAUGCAAGGAACAAAGGAGUGACGUACAUUCAUCACUCGAGGUCUCAGGAAUCAUAACAUUUAUAAAAUAUUUCAAGCAAUAUUCCCGACUCCCGAUCCACAAGCCAUGCUUGAUAAAAGAACGCCCAACUUGGUCGUGUACAAGGAAAGUGGAAAGUGACAUGUACGAAAUGACCAACUCCUGGUCGGAAUAGUAUCAUCGGGCCGAAAAAAAUUUACAAGAUUCAAAAGGAACUUGACGAAAAGCGACAAAAACGAAAAGAACAGCAGCAACUGCAAGCGCAACAACAACCACCGCAGCCACCAGGUAUCUCUCAUCCCGGAUUAAGGCCAUGCGCGCCUCCCACAGCAACAAUAGCAGGUCCAACAAUAACAGCAACAGUCUUCACAAUUUCUCUCGAGCUUCAUUGACGAGAUCGUCAACAGCCCGGUGAAUCUCACCUUCAUGAACGUAAUCGCCAUCCUGGUCUACAAGAACGUUAAGAGCCACACGCGGAUCGAGGAGCCCGUGUCGGAGAUGAAGAAGCUGUCAAAGCUGCGCCGCGACUUUACGAUUGAGUAGCUGACCAAGUACGACGGCAAGAAUCCGGACGGCCGGAUACUCGUUGCCGUCAUCGCCUUGCUGAUAAAACGAGACUUUUAGACUCUAAGUAAAAACAGUAUUCUUUUUAACGCGAUGUUCUUCCUCCGUAGGAGAUAGGAAUUAUAUUUCUGGCUCAGUACAAAAGCUUUGAAUAAUGAGAGAGCACAUGAUUCAAAGCUUUUUUAUUGCACGCCUCCUUAACUUGUGAAUGCGUGACACAAAAAUUUAAAAUAAACAUUGAGGCAAUGCGACAAAAUUAUCCAAAACAGUUUUUAAAAAAACAUUUGUUUUUUACUAAAAAGAGAUACGAUUACAUUGGAAGGUUGUUAAUACCUGGCGAAGCACCGACGAGGAGGAUGACGGUAGCCAGUAGGAGACUGAGACGAAGUCAGACUGAGAUGAAGCGGAAAAAGACUGAUCAAAAUGUGACCAACGCAAAGUCAAAGAGCAAUUGACCGUAUAAUUGUACACCGGGGGCAGAACUGUUUCAGGAGUACACUACACUGUUACAGAAAUUUUUGGAAUUGUUGCUUAUGAAUAUAUUUCUGGACCGAAUAUUUUAUUACUUUGUAACAAUAAAAACUGACAUUGCAUUUAGAGUUUAGUUUUAAAUCUGCUCUGUAGAAUUGAAUCAAUUCAUAGGUUCAUGCAAUUUUCGCGAUUAAAAUGGAGCUGCUACACUACCGAAUUUUGAGAGAGGAAGAUUACAAAGCAUACAUUUUAAAGUAACACGCUCGCGAUGUUAAUCCGAUUGGCGCUAAUUCCGAGAAAGCGCUAAAUGGCUUAUAUUUACGUUAUAUUUUUAACACGCAAUCGUAUCAAAGGUGUGAUUUAAUUAUAGAAGCUUGUGGUACACCGAUUUCAGAUCUUUCUCUAACUUGCGUCGAGACAUUUACGUUCCCCGCGUAAAAGUUUUAAUUGCCGGAGCAGUCCCAGAAAACCGGAGUAUAAACGCGUGCGCGUCUUUAAUGCUUUAUUUUACACGCAUGAAAGUAACAAGAUGGAUGUAUGAAACUUCUAUGGUGCAUUUUAGCAUUGUAAAAUUUCGUCGCAAGAGAACACAAUAGGAUGUUACAUUUGCAGGUAUUCGCGUACUUCCGCGUAGCGUCGUCAUUUAAAAAAUGGUGUAUAUAAGUUUUCAUGGCUAGAUAAUAAUUUUUAACACGCUGAUUGUGACAAAUAAAGUUUUAUUACUAUUUAUAUUAAUAAAACUGAGAAAGAGUGCAAGCUCACGUAGACUUCAAUAGUUUGAAGUUAAUAUUGAUUUCGAAAUGUAUCGAUAGCUUUGCUCUUUGCAGCUAAA
Molecule: messenger RNA, 5650 nt
Organism: Monomorium pharaonis (pharaoh ant)
Lineage: Eukaryota; Metazoa; Arthropoda; Insecta; Hymenoptera; Formicidae
Exons: 4
Coding region: 476-3376 (966 amino acids)
Source: RefSeq, a predicted model, not a curated record